This is a messenger RNA of Adineta ricciae, 987 nucleotides long. Lineage: Eukaryota; Metazoa; Rotifera; Eurotatoria; Adinetida; Adinetidae. The record is from the annotation of a GenBank genome assembly.
AUGCACAGAAUAUCAGUGACAUGCUUUCAAACUUCAUUGUUCGAGCAAUCGAAAACGGGUGACAAUACUCGAGAUCAAAUUUUUGCUACUUUAUCACGUUAUGGCAUUGACCCAAAUGAAUUUCAUAUUAUUUAUGUAACUGACAAUGGAUCGAAUCUUGUUUGUGGUCUGAAAGGAGAAGUUCAUCUUCGUUGUGUUUGUCAUUGUUUAAAUUUGGCUUUACAAAAUGGUGUUACAUUAUGUCCUAGUUUCGAAUCGUUAAUUAAAUCUUGUCAAAGUGUAUGCACCCAUUUCAAACGAUGUGAAAUGAACCAAUCAUUACCAACCAGUCUCAAGUUGAAUGUCGAUACUCGUUGGACUUCAAUUCAUGAUAUGUUGGAAUCUAUUUCAUUAAAUUUUCAACAAUGUGAAGAUUUAUUGUUUGAUCGCAAUGAAACAUUUUAUUUAAACGAUAUUAGUAGAAAAGUAGUAAUGGAUUUUGUUAAAUUUUUAUCUUUAUUCAAAGUAGCAAGCGAGGAAAUGUCUGUUGAUAAAACACCAACCCUCCGCCUGGUAGUGCCUUGGUUCACGAUAUUGAAAAAUUCGUGUGAACUUAAAGACGAUGAUCACUUACUAAUAGCUCAAUAUAAAAGUGUUGUAUCGAAAAUGCUGGAUGAAAAAUUUCGCAUAACCUCAUUGCAUUAUAUUGCCACUUUUCUUUACCCAAGUGCAAAAAGGUUUUUGACAUUCAGUAAUAGAUUACGUGAAGAAAUCUAUAAUGAUACUCGUAAAAUUAUGAAAACGAUUGGAAUUCAUGAAGAACAAUCAUCUUCAUCAUCUACGACAACUGCAGAGACUGUGAAAAGUGGAAGAAAGAUUUUAUUCUACGUGGUAAUGUUAUGGAAGAAUUUGCAGGAAAUAUCGAUGAAGACGAUGAUGAUGAUUGCGAUGAAGUCGAUCGAUAUAUUAACACCAAACUUCCAUUUUCGAAAGAUGAAUCAUUAUUGA